UUUGCUCUCCCAACUCUGCCUCCCCGAGCUCUGAAAAAAUGCCUGCCCGUGAAGCGAGGAGAGGGCACCGGGUCUGUAAAUGAGAAUGGCGGCACCUGACUUACUGGAUCCCAAAUCUGCCACUCAGAACUCCAAGCCCAGGCUGUCUUUUUCUACCAAACCCACUGUGCUUGCUUCACGGGAGGAGAGCGAUACAACCAUUAAUGUUAUGAAAUGGAAGACGGUCUCAACCAUUUUUCUGGUGGUGGUUUUGUAUUUAAUUAUUGGAGCUACUGUAUUCAAAGCCCUGGAGCAGCCACAUGAAACUAGCCAGAGAACCACUAUUGUGAUCCAGAAGCAGACGUUUGUAUCUCAGCAUUCCUGUGUGAAUACAACAGAACUUGAUGAACUAAUUGAGCAGGUAGUGGCAGCAAUAAAUGCAGGAGUCAUACCUAUAGGAAACACGACUAAUCAUGCCAGUCAUUGGGAUUUGGGAAGUUCCUUCUUCUUUGCUGGCACUGUAAUAACCACCAUAGCUCAAGUUGUUUGUAAUUUAGGAUUUGGGAACAUCUCGCCACGUACAGAAGGUGGAAAGAUAUUCUGCAUCAUCUAUGCCUUACUAGGAAUUCCUCUCUUUGGUUUUCUGCUGGCUGGAGUUGGAGAUCAGCUAGGGACCAUAUUUGGGAAGGGAAUUGCCAAAGUAGAAGACACAUUUGUUAAAUGGAAUGUGAGUCAGACAAAGAUUCGCAUCAUAUCAACAAUAAUAUUCAUACUGUUUGGUUGUGUGCUGUUUGUUGCUCUCCCUGCAGUCACAUUCAAGCGGAUAGAAGGCUGGAAUACACUAGAUGCAAUUUAUUUUGUAGUUAUUACUUUAACAACCAUUGGAUUUGGUGACUAUGUAGCAGGGGGAGGUGAUAUUGAAUAUUUAGAUUUCUACAAACCAGUAGUGUGGUUCUGGAUCCUUGUGGGCCUUGCUUAUUUUGCUGCUGUCCUGAGCAUGAUUGGUGAUUGGCUAAGAGUUCUAUCCAAAAAGACCAAGGAAGAGGUGGGAGAGUUCAGAGCUCAUGCAGCUGAAUGGACGGCCAAUGUCACUGCAGAGUUCAAAGAAACGCGCAGGCGCCUGAGUGUGGAGAUUUACGACAAGUUCCAACGGGCUACCUCCAUCAAAAGGAAGCUCUCUGCAGAAAUGGCAGUGAACCACAGCCAGGACCUGACACCUUGCAAGAGAACCUUGUCUGUCAACCACCUCACCAGCGAGAAAGAUCUCUUGCCCGCCAUCACAAAGACAGACAGCAUUUAUAUGAAUGGCUUGACUCCUCACUGUGCAGCUGAAGAAAUUGCUGUUAUUGAAAACAUUAAGUAGCACUGACUUUGAAUCCUGAUCUUUUAAUAAGAAGAAGCCUAUGAUUUAGACUUACCUUGUAGUUCCUGAUAUUUUUUUCCUGUUCAUAACUGAUGCUAAUAGCAUUUUUUUAAUCACAUGCAUGAGUUCCAACAGAAACCCACCACAAUAAGGAUUCAGAGUCACCAUCAUAUUUCUUGAAAGACACAAAAUGAAUGGCACUUCUAUAAUUGACAAAUGCUGGAACGAGCAAUGUCUGAUGCCUUUUUUGUGCCCAGACUGUUUUUUCAUCUCUCCUAAUGUGCCAUAAGGCGUAACGAAUGAAUAAUACUGGUUUAGGUCAACAAUGUAGCUUUGAGGGAUCAGUCCUUAAACUUUUCAGGGUCUAUCUUACCACGCCUAGGAAUGGACCAUGUAUGGACUACAAACUAAAUGUAAAUGGCAAGAAAAUCUUAUGCAGCCUUUUACCUAAGAAAUUUUUGUCAGUGCCUUAUCUUUUAAAGAAACAGAACCUCUAUAACUCUCAUAUGGGUUUUUGUCUGUUGAUUGGUUGGUUCCUGCAUGAGUAACAUAUCUCAUUUGAGCUUUCAUCAUGCCCAAAACGAUGAUGUUUUAAGGGUGUAUAAAGCUGAGGAUACAAGCGUUGAAAGAGAUGCCAAAUCAAAGGACAUCAAAGCAACACUCCUAAGUCUAGCUUUAAAGGCACUGCAAUUACGAGAGUGCAAAAGGUGUCCCCCAGCAAGCAUUUCUUUUACUCAGGUGCAUAUGAUAUAUGUACACUCUGUAGGCCUGUAGAAUUUAUGGAUCCAUGUCAGGUAUCAUUUAAGCUAUGGUCCGCAGUUCAGCCCCGCACAUCACAUACCAAAAAAUCUUCAGUAUUGUCUUGCUAAAUUAUACGAUAGGCGAUAACAAAUACUGAUAGUAACUUGGUGCAUUCAAAAGAUUCAUUUACAUACCAACAAUCCAGAACAAUUCUGAAUCAGCAGCAGCAGAAUGGUUUCUAGUCAAUACAAAGCUGCUGGCGG
Molecule: messenger RNA, 2346 nt
Organism: Euleptes europaea (tarantolino)
Lineage: Eukaryota; Metazoa; Chordata; Lepidosauria; Squamata; Sphaerodactylidae
Gene: KCNK2
Product: potassium two pore domain channel subfamily K member 2
Exons: 7
Coding region: 80-1342 (420 amino acids)
Biological process (GO): potassium ion transmembrane transport; stabilization of membrane potential
Cellular component (GO): membrane
Molecular function (GO): potassium ion leak channel activity; outward rectifier potassium channel activity
Source: RefSeq, a predicted model, not a curated record